Messenger RNA from Arabidopsis lyrata subsp. lyrata, 424 nucleotides. RefSeq lists its product as uncharacterized. The transcript has a single exon. The record is from RefSeq and is a predicted model, not a curated record. The coding region runs from base 107 to 325 and encodes 72 amino acids. Lineage: Eukaryota; Viridiplantae; Streptophyta; Magnoliopsida; Brassicales; Brassicaceae.
UUGAUUAGUCGGAUCAAAAUGUCACAGAUACAACUAUGAAUUAUGUUUGAGCAGAGAUAAAGAAAGUAACAAAUGGGAUUUAAUCAUUGUCAACGACGAAAUAAGCAUGAUCAUGGGCAAAGAACAUAAGUUUGGGAAGAGUAAACCUCUGGAUGAGAAAGAUGGUUUAGUCUAUUGUGGCAUAGAGACGGUUCUGAUGGAGGAACUGGACCUCGCUGAAGCUGGUUAUGUAAACCGUGCAAUCGUCCUAAAUCCUUCUCCCAUAUCGGCAGUCUUCCCGAGGUUCCCCUUCCGACCAAAGCUAGAAGAUACAUCACCAAAAUGAAUCUCCACAUUCUUUAGUUGAAUAAGGAUUAGUGGUUAUAUGUUGAACUAUAAUACCGAAGGCUAGAUAACAAAAUGGAUAUUUUGAGAAUGAAAAUGA